Aaosphaeria arxii CBS 175.79 is the source of this 2151-nucleotide messenger RNA. RefSeq lists its product as uncharacterized. The transcript is spliced from 4 exons. Lineage: Eukaryota; Fungi; Ascomycota; Dothideomycetes; Pleosporales. The record is from RefSeq and is a predicted model, not a curated record. The coding region runs from base 1 to 2151 and encodes 716 amino acids.
AUGAGACUCCAAUUCUUUCCAGAAGUUUCUAUUUUACUGGCAUCAACACUCCUCUCUGCCGAGGCAACAUCCACUCCACCUAGUGGCGAACGAGUAUUGCGGGCUGCCACACGGAGUUCGGAUCUAUACCGACGGAGCAACAAGAUCGAAAAGAAGUACUCGGCCUCCCUAUCAUAUGUUGACGGAGCAAAUGGCCAGACUGUAUUUGCAUCCCAGGUCAAAGUCGGCUCUGAGAGACCUGUAUUGAAGCUGGAAGAUAUUGAUCAUCAUCUUCAAGAUGUAGAGUGCAAGGGUGAUUCAAUGAAGCUUCGCUUUGGUGAUAAGGUUCAUGCCAGAGAUACACGAAAUGCUUGCCACGGCGGCGUGAUAAUCACCUCUCAUGAGGGCUGCAACGCCGAGGGUGAACGCUCGUUCUACAAGGUCGAUAAAGUAGACGAAGCUGAUGACGGUCUCACGCUCGAUCUGAUAAUCAUCUCGAAAGAAUGGGAAGAGGCAUUUUCGAGCGUUACAAUCGACUUCGGGAGCACCGAUGAGAGCCAUAUCAUCAGACGACACGAAGAUUUUCGAAAGUUGCGUAUGCUUCGCAGGCAAGACCCAACUCCGACAGCGCCUCCUCAAAUGCUGGCAUUGAGUGUCCCCACAGACGAUCCAGCAGAUAUCAAAAAUGCCACCUUAGACAUCGCGUCUUCAAACAUCAACACGACCUUUGGUUCAGACAGGUUCUUGAGCGGUCUCGCAGAUCUUACGGCACAGCCAGAUUUGCCCGUAGAUAUCGGAUGCAAGAAUUGCACUACCACAGGUAACAUCGUUCUCAGCAGAGGCUCCAUCGACGUCGACAUGAGCACGCUCAUCUUUGGUAUCGACAAAGGCCACAAGAAGCCCCGACUGAGUGCAAUCAAAAGCGGAUUCUUUGAGUUAGCCGCCAAUGAUGUCAGCGCACAUAUUGAGCUUUUCGCUCAGCUCAAGCGAGGUGGAUCGUACGACAUUGAAUAUCUUGCAAUCCCGGUGGUUGGUUUUGCCAUUCCAAACGUCGGAAAGGCAGGUCUCACGUAUACUGCUGCCAUCCACGCAGCUUUCAAUAUGUCUGAUAGCCCAUUGGAACUGAAUACGGGCUUUGCAAUGAAGGUUCCCGAGAAAUCGUCCAUCAGGCUUGACCUCGCGAAUCUACCUGCCAGCGGUAUCUUUGGCUUUCCCAACACCACACUGACGCCUCUACCCACGAUGGCUGGGGUGAGUGAUCUUGAUAUGUUCUUCGACCUCAGCAUGAGAGCUGCCGUCAACGUCGGCUUCGACGUACUUAGCAGAUUCCAAGCCGAGGUCUCCAUCAACCUGGAUCUCCCCAAGUCCAACCUCCGGCUCACGACUGAACCCGACCCCAGCUGUGCUGCACCAGCACCACUACCACCAGCAGUUCAGGCUCCGGCUCCGGCUCCAGCUCCUCCAGCGGCACCUGCACCUGCACCUCCAGCAGCACCGCCAGCAGCACCGCCAGUAGCACCGCCAGCAGCACCGCCAGCAGCACCACCACCAGCACCGCCAGCAGCACCACCACCAGCACCUCCAGCAGCACUGCCAGCACCAGAAGUACCAAGCAAUCCAGUCGCUCCUUCACAAGGCGGACUCACACCACGUGACGCCAAACCCCUCCAGGUGACAGCAGAAAACAUCGGCGUCGCCAUCGGCGUGGAAAUGGUUCUCAACCUCCCCCUCCUCGAACCCGCCAGCACCCGCAUCCCCAUCUUCGAGACUGCAAGCACGUUCGACAAGUCCUGCAACCCUACAUCAGCCCCCUCUCCCAUUCAAAACAGGAACAACCCCCUCAGUGACAACAGCCCCGUCCCGGCCCUGGCCACACCCCCAGCACUCGACUUCCGCCAUGCCUUCCCUCCCUAUCCGGUACCAGAGAACGACACGAUCCUGCCAUCGGGCUCGGGAGCCCCAUCUGCUACUUACGGCUUCAAUCCCUCUGCAACGUACGGAAACCCUUACUCCACCGCCACGGGAACAGGGGCAGGAAACAAUUCGCUGCCUGAGUUCACGGGCAGUGCCGCGAAAACGACUAUGGUGUCGCCUAUCUUCGGCGGUUCGCUCGUGUGGCAGAGUCUUGUCGUUUCGUUGGCGGCGUUGGCGGGCGCGAUGUGCGUGCUAUGA